Molecule: messenger RNA, 1059 nt
Organism: Aspergillus pseudoviridinutans
Lineage: Eukaryota; Fungi; Ascomycota; Eurotiomycetes; Eurotiales; Aspergillaceae
Product: alpha/beta hydrolase
Exons: 2
Coding region: 1-1059 (352 amino acids)
Molecular function (GO): hydrolase activity
Source: RefSeq, a predicted model, not a curated record
AUGGCUCGAUUCGACCCCUUCACCCUCAUCGACGUCCCUUACCGGUUCAUCAAUGACCACCCCCUCCAGGCCACUUUACUUAUCCCCAAGACCCUCUUUUCACCCCUGGCUCCCGAAGAACCCAGAAACCGUCCCGUGAUAGUCCGCUUUCACGGUGGCGGCUUCAUUGUCGGCCACCGCACUUAUGAACCCUGGUUCGCACAAUGGCUCCUCGACCUUGCKCAGGCCCACGAGGCCAUCAUUAUCACGCCAGACUACCGGCUCCUUCCUGAGUCCAACGGAGCCGAUAUCCUGAGCGACAUCGCGCAUUUCUGGCAGUGGAUGCAGACUAGCCUGUUGGAUCUCGCUUCGCAGAGUGACUGGCCUUUCUCUUUGGAUCUGACACGCACACUCUGUUGCGGAGAGAGCGCCGGAGGCUAUCUGGCUGUUUACUCCGCAUUGCACCUGCCAUCGAUGAUUUCUGUGACCACAAACACCGCCAUCGCCGAGGAGAAACAGGAGAACGUGAGCGUGAUCGUGGAUAUUCGAGCGGUGAUAUCCAUUUCCGCACCGCUGGACACCAAUGCCCCUGAGCUGAGGGUCCCACGUCCGCGAACGUUUAUCGGCACUCGGCCGCCGCCGCCACGAGAGGCAGAGGCGCGGAUCAGGACGUAUAUCAAGAAUAUCCCGCCCGGUGCGAUUCGGACGGGAUCCGAGCCCACGGCGGAGAUGUGGGAGCUGGUACUCUGUGUGUCGCAGCAGUCGUAUCUGCCGCGCUUAUUCGGUGUUAAAGGAAAUGGACAGAAGGCUGCAUUGAGUGGGAUUAUGGAGAGUUUAGAGAAGUGGAAGGAGGAGCGAAGGGAGGGUUUGCCAGCUCUGUGGGUUGUUCAUGGCAGUGGGGAUACGAUGAUUCCCCCGGUGUGUUCGACGGGAUUUGUAAAGCGCUUGCGGGAGGUGUUACCAAGUAUUCCUGUUAAGUUAGACUUGCUGCCAGGAGAGCAUUUGUUCGAUGUCGAUAUGACGAUGGAGGAGGAGUGGGUGACAAUGGGAAGAGGCUUUCUGGAGCACUACUGGCCCUGA